AUGGCAGCUCACGGUCUCUUUCAAAAGUAUGAGUCCCUCAACGCGCACUACCCAGGAGAACGGCCGCAGCUGGGGGCGGAUGUGAAAUGCGUGCAGUGCGACGGCUGUGACCGCGUCAUUACAUUUGCGGUCUUCCACAGCGAGUACGACGGCGGCGUGGACGUGUGCAACAUCUGUCGCGUCGCAGCGGAGCAAAGUGCGGACGACAGCGUCAUGUGCGCUGACCACCAGCGGCGUCUGUGCUUUGCGCGGCACCCGUUGUGCUUCGUUGGCCCGGCGCCGCUGCCGGAGCGCUACGAGGUGGACACCGAGGAGGUGGAGGUGGAGGGGCACCCCGAGCGGCUGCUCGCGCGGCGAUUCGCAAAGUCCGUGAACGUCGUCGCCCGCCGCGGGAAGACGGGACGGCCCCCGCGGCGCAGCAGCACGGGGAACGGCAGCCUUAAAAACAUCAACAACGGCAAUAGCAACAUUACAAGCAGUCACAGCAAGACACAGGCGGAACGAGAGGCGCGGGACGACGAUGAAUCGAGCGAAAAAAGACCAAGGCGCGGCCGUGGCCGGCCAGGGGCUGCUGCUGCUGCUGCUGCUGCUGCGGCCGCCACCAUCAUCACUCCUUCCGCGGAAACAGCACGGGCGACGACGGAACCAAAAGGAGCAGAAACGCCGGUAAACACGCCUGCACCGGAACCAGCAACGCCAGCCUCACCACCGGUGGAAGUGCUGCAAUUGUCGCCACAAGCGUUACCACCGGCAACACCACCACUGCCACAAUCGCCUCCACAUGACAUGCCGAAAGAAUUAUCGCCACACGACACCCCCAAAAUAUUAACGCCGACAUCAACACAAGUAGCAACGGAGGACGAGGUGCAAAAGGAGGGUCAAGUCUCCAGCAACGAUCAGACAGAGAGCUUGGAGUUGAGCGAGGGGGCCCGAGCGCGGCAAGUGAGGUUGGAACGAAUUGCCAACGGCCCGGUGGUGCGCUUCUUCCAUCACAUUCAGCCCGGCACAAAAAUGGCUGCUGAGCGUCCAACUUCCGUGGCCUCCCAGCCGCUGUGUGUGUUUGACCACGAAAACAUAAAAGAAUUCACGGUUGCUCCUGACAAGUGCUGUCGUACCCCGCAGGGGUUCGCUGGCCUCACAUCGUGUGGUAGUAUCCUCCGUGUGCGCAUCGUUCCGACGAUGCCGGACGUGGGCUUAUGGUUCUCGGUGCUAUGCGAGGAGGAGAGCUGCACACGGCUCGACAUAUGGCGCUGCCCCAUCAACAUGGGUGGUGGUAGGAAUGGCAAGGCCAGAUCUGGUGCUAUUGCUACUACCGCCUCAUCCUCUUCCUCCUCCUCGCGGUUUCCUAUUAUGAGCGGUGCUCUCCCCACACGCAAGUACAGCGUGUACGUUGGACGGCACGUGGGCGUGUCGAUGGAUUGGCUCCCCGUCCCUCUGCACCGACAAGAUAACAACACACUGGGUCUCUGCACCUUCAUUCGCGGAAGGUACCUGGUCUCCACAGUGCUGCCGCGCAAAGUGGCUGUCAAUUCCGUUGCCGGUUGCUGCGCCAACGUCGCUGCAGAGGUGUGUGGCGCGACGCUGCUGAAGCGCGAGCUCGACCUCGUCGAAGUACGCUGGAGUUCCAACGGCACCGUCAUGGCUGAGACGUUUCUCUUCGCCAUUGGCCGCUGCACCUCGGUAGUGGUUCUGCAGCCCACCGGGGAUACCCGCUCCGGCCGGCUAACGCUACAGGUGCUGCAUUGCAUCGAGGCGAAGGGCGUCGCGCCGCUCCCGCCGUUCGUGCCAUCGCCGCCGCUUGCUGUUGGCACCGCACGCGGCGGCCGCACGAUGCUGGUGAUGUCGCACGGGGCGAGCGUGGCGUGUUAUCAGGCGCCAGAGUUCAGCACGAAGCUUUUCGUUGCGGUGGACGACGCGGUGUGCGCUGUGCAGCUGCACGAGCGCGUCGUGACGGCGGGAUUGGUGAACGGGGCGGUGGUGAAUGUCAGCGGCGGGGAGACCGUCGCGCUGCUGGAUUUUCCACCCGUGCUUAUCGACCGCGGGAAAAGUGCUGAUGGCGCUGCUGCCGCUGCGGAUAACAGUGAGGAGGCCGAAGAAGCCAUGCUCGUUGCGGACACCUCGGGGGAGUGCACACGGGUGUGGCAGCGACGGCGGCAGCAGCGGAAACAGGCAGUGCUGGAGACGGAGUGCGUCCUCGCGCUGUGCCGCGUGCGGCGUGGACUGGGGCAGCGAGCGGCGCUGUUGAUGGGUGGCAGUAGCAUCGACGCGUCACUGCGCAACACGAAUGAAAGCGUGGCGCAGUUUACACAGCACCCGCUGCGGCAUCUGCUAGGGGUGCGUGGCCCGCUGCUCGCCUUUUACCCCGACGGUGCCUGGCUGCUCGCGCCCUAA
Messenger RNA from Trypanosoma grayi, 2391 nucleotides. RefSeq lists its product as hypothetical. The record is from RefSeq and is a predicted model, not a curated record. Lineage: Eukaryota; Euglenozoa; Kinetoplastea; Trypanosomatida; Trypanosomatidae. Bases 1 to 2391 code for a protein of 796 amino acids. The transcript has a single exon.